Molecule: messenger RNA, 1899 nt
Organism: Cynoglossus semilaevis (tongue sole)
Lineage: Eukaryota; Metazoa; Chordata; Actinopteri; Pleuronectiformes; Cynoglossidae
Product: allantoinase, mitochondrial
Exons: 12
Coding region: 217-1533 (438 amino acids)
Biological process (GO): allantoin catabolic process; purine nucleobase catabolic process
Cellular component (GO): cytoplasm
Molecular function (GO): zinc ion binding; cobalt ion binding; allantoinase activity
Source: RefSeq, a predicted model, not a curated record
UGGGGUCCCCGGUGAGCGCUGUGAGGAGUCAGAGGGUUGUGUUAGGCAACAAGGUCUGUCCUGCUGUUGUUACGAUCAAGGAUGGAAGAAUCCAUAAAAUUCUCCCAGACGGCGAAGACCCUGACGAGGGUGGCUUUGAGCUAACAGACGAUAGGUGUAAAAAGAAUGUCGCACCGGCCGGAGGAGCCCAAGUGACCCUUGAACUGUGCAAACGUCAUGACAAUGGUGGCUAAUGCAAACAUGCAGUUGCGGCUUUUCCCUCGUACUCUAAUUCUAGGACAAGAUGCAAACCUGUUGCGGGGACACCGGGUGUUGGACAUGGGGGACAGUGUAGUGAUGCCCGGUAUCGUGGAUUGCCACGUUCAUGUGAAUGAACCCGGUCGGACCUCUUGGGAGGGUUUCUGGACUGCAACCAGGGCUGCCGCAGCUGGAGGCGUGACGACGAUUGUAGACAUGCCACUAAACAGUAUCCCACCGACCACCACGCUUCAUAACUUUCAUGAGAAGUUGCGGGAAGCGGCAGGGAAAUGUUUUGUCGACACCGCGUUCUGGGGAGGUGUCAUUCCAGGCAACCAGCAUGAGCUGCGACCCCUGCUCAACGCUGGAGUGGCGGGUUUCAAAUGUUUCCUCAUCCACAGCGGCGUGGAGGAGUUUCCUCAUGUGACUCUCAGUGAUCUCCACGCAGCUAUGAAGAUGCUACAAGGAACAGGAAGCGUUUUGCUGUUUCACGCAGAAUUAGAAUGUCACCAGGAAACCCCUGAAUUAGCUGAUCCGUGUCAAUACACAACCUUUUUGCAGUCCAGGCCAGAUGUCAUGGAGAUGGAGGCAAUUCAAACAAUAAUAGAUCUCUGCCUGCAGUACAAGGUGCGUUGCCACAUUGUUCACUUGGCAGCAGCAAAGCCACUGAAGAUGAUCCAAAAGGCGCGUCAGGCCGGAGCCCUGCUAACGGUGGAGACCACUCACCACUACCUCAACCUGUGUGCCGAGAACAUUCCGGCAGGGGCCACGCAGUUCAAGUGCUGCCCCCCAAUCAGGGGAGCUGCUAACCAGGCAAAGUUGUGGUCAGCACUUAAAGAUGGUCAGAUCGACAUGGUGGUAUCCGACCACUCACCCUGCACCCCCGACCUAAAGAACCUGGGGAGUGGAGACUUCACUAAGGCAUGGGGAGGAAUCUCCUCGUUACAAUUUGGUUUACCACUGUUUUGGACUUCAGCCACCCAGAAAGGUUUUCAGCUGGCAGAUGUGGUGAGGCUUCUCAGCCAGGAAACAGUUCGGCUGUGCAGCCUCGACCAGCAGAAAGGAAGCAUCCAACCCGGCUAUGAUGCUGAUCUUGUGAUAUGGGACCCAGAGAGAGAGUUCAAGAUUCAUGAAGCAGACAUACAUCAUAAAAACAAGGUUACUCCCUACCUUGGCAUCACGUUGCGAGGACUGGUGCACGCCACCGUUCUCAGAGGACAGCUGGUGUACAGAGACGGAGUCUUUUGUACCGAACCUCUGGGAAAGUCUAUCCUCAUCCCUGCAAGGAAAAUUUAAGACAGGGGUCAAAAACUACUUGUUGUUGGAGAGACACCUUGGGGACCGGACGCUCAAAAAAUGAUGUUUGUUUAUGAUGUUGAUGAUGUUUAUUUUAAAAUCCAAUUCCUGAACAGAUUGGAUAGUUUAGUGGGCCGCCAGUUGAUGAUCACUUUUUAAGCCAUUUCUUAAAAGUUAGUGUCCGCAUUGGAUCAUAAUUCGUGCAACUGAUAGAAUAUUAAAGGUUAGGGAUCCAUGAAGAAUCCAGAAAGAAAAGGAGAGAAAUAAAGAUGAAGGAAAGAGGAUUAACAAAAACAGAAACAAUAAGUAAGAAUUUCAAAUUUGAUAGUUAAACUGUGUCUGUGAAUAAAAGCUCUAAGAACAGUG